Messenger RNA from Brachypodium distachyon (stiff brome), 2056 nucleotides. RefSeq lists its product as uncharacterized. The record is from RefSeq and is a predicted model, not a curated record. NCBI's taxonomy places the organism in Eukaryota, Viridiplantae, Streptophyta, Magnoliopsida, Poales, Poaceae. The coding region runs from base 70 to 1980 and encodes 636 amino acids. The transcript has a single exon.
UUGGCCUUUAAAUAUAACAACAACCUCUGGUUGGAAAAUAAAAUAAAAUAAAAAAAGAGCUAGGGAGCCAUGGCUAGCAGCGGGCGGCGGCGGCGCGUGUUCUCGCCGAACGAGGAGAAGAAGAAGGAGCCCCUGCGCAACGAGCGGGAAGCGGAGAGAUCGCAGCUCGUGUCCCAGAUCCAAGCCUCCUACACGCAAGCCCUGCUGCUGCUGCCGGCCUUCAACGCCGGCGGCCUCUGCUUCGGCCUCCUCGACCCCGUCUCCAACAUCGUCGUCAACGCCCUCUCGUCUCCUCCUCCGGCUGACUCUCAAUUGGCGGUAUCGGAGAAGCUCCGGCAGGAAGAAGCGGCGGGGCGGUCGGCGGAGGCGCUGCUCACCUUCCUCACCUACUUCUUCCCCUACCUCCCGGAGUGGGAGGCCGUGCGCUACCUGCUUGUGGCCCAUGCCGACCUCGUCGUCGCCGUCCGCCUCAUCAUUCGUGACCGCUGCCUUGUCGAUUACUGCUUCGCCGAUUCUUUCAAGAUGGCGCUCAAGUGCGCCGCCCUUGCCGCCGACCAUGACCGCCUCGUCGCCACCUGGUCCGAUCCCUCCACCAGCUCUCUCCGAGAAUUGCGGUCCAAGAUCACCUCCAUGGAAGACGAUGAUGGUGCUCGGCGGCUCGCUCGUCUGCGCACCAAGCUGUCGUCGUCAAUGCCGCCGGUGGCCGGAUCAACUAGUCGGAUCAUCAGCUGGGAGGAGCUGGCGGCGGAUCGCGAACAUGAUGGUGACAUGGAUCACAAGGAAGAGGUGGCGUCUAUGAUGUCUCUCCGGCGCGCGCUGCUGGACAAGAUCCACGGCUACUGCCUGCGGGCGCUGGCGCGGCUGCCGGUGGAGUACCACCGGAGCAUGCUCCACGCCGGCCACUGCUACGGGCCCAUGGAUCCCGUAUCCAACAUCGUCCUCAACACAGUCUCCUGCCACCACUUCCCAUUCCCGGCAGCGAAGCCGAUGGCGAUGGAGCAGGAGGACGAUUCGGCAGCUGCCAGUGCCAUGCCGAGGCUGCUCCUCCGCGUCGGGGCGCGAUCCCUCUAUGGCCUCGCCUCCUUCCUUGACACGCGCUACCCAGGCCUCGACUUCCAUGCCGCACUCCGCUGCCUCCUCUCCGCCGGUGCCCACCUCCAGGGAGCCUGCAAGCACGCGGAGAGGCAGCUUCUUGGCCCCCGCCCACAUCCACAUCUCAAUGGCGUCCUCCUAGAAGCAUAUGCCGCCGCGGCCAUUGCUGCGCGGCACCCGCAGCCUGACGCACAGGCAUGCCGCCUCACCUCCCUCUCCCUGCAAUUAUCAUCAUCAUCGGCAUCCAUGGAGAUGAUCUUUAAGCUGCUGCCAACAAACAACUCCGUCGCCGCCGCCGAUAGUCGGACACUGCCAAUGAGGAUGCACUCGAGAGGAUCACCGUCAUCAUCAUCAGAGAGCAGGAUCCACACCAAGGUCAAGGCCGCAUUGAGCAAAUACUACGCAAACAUGAGGAUCACGGCUGACCCUGACAUCCAUGCCAUCUGCGGCGUCAACGAUCGUGUCAUGGGCCCUGACACCAUCCUGUACCGGUGCAGCGGCCAUCCCUACUACAACACCCAUGUCAACUUCCUCGUCGGUACCCAUUGCAGCAACAAGCAGCAGCCAAUGCUCUUCUUCGCCGAGCUGAGCAAUGAAGACGACGACAAUGACAUGGUGGCCGCGGCGUGCCCCGUGACGCCCGGACAGCUGCUGCCGCGGUGCCUCUACUGCAACUACAAGGGGUCCAGGAUCGCGCACCCGCGCGUCCACGAGUUCCAUGGCCGCGACCUCGAGUUCCAGAGGAUGGUGUGCCACCAAGAUCUCUUGGUCCCGCAGCACCAGAGCUACACAUACACCAACUCUUCUAUCAUCCAGCGAAGUGACUACAUUGCAGAGCGGCUUCAGGACAUACGUAACGACUCCUGGUCUUACAUUCGUGCAAUUUAAAGAUGAUACUUUCUAAACAAACUUUAUCAUAUAUACGAGCUGCAAACUGGUGGUAUUUGCGGCCGCAUUUUCUUUA